AUGGAAAAAGAACGUUCAUCAGAUUUUGCCUCCGCAUUCGCCUCCACCAAAUUCUGCUCAUAUCCGGCCUACUCCUACCUACCGCGACCGCACUCCACCGCAUCAGCAUCCAUGUCUCUCGUCUCCGCUCUCAAUCACGACCCUAUGGUGUCCGCGCAACACUCCAUGACCCCUUCCUGCAGCGUCGUCCCCCCGGACGGCUCCUCCGCCUGGCCCGCUUCCGCGGCUGCAGCUGCUGCUGCUGCGGCGCAAGUGCAGUCCCACGCGCCCAUGUGGGCCUCCCCGCCAUUCCACUGCCAGGCGCUCCCGCCUCCCGCAACCAUCGGUUCCGCGUGCUACUCGUUCCCCGGAGGCGAGCCUGCCCCGCCUAUGUUCACGUUCCCGCAGUUCCGCCUGACGAACACUCUCGCUGCGGCGCAGCUGAUGGAAGCGGGAGCUUCCGCCUCCGCCGCUGCUGCCGCCGCCACGACCGGAUCCGACAGCAAGGGCAAGCGGUUGAACGAAAAUGCGUCAGAGGCGUUGAGCAAUCCGGCUCUCGCGCUUCGACCGCGGAAAAGAGGACGAUCGUUCUCGCAGGUCAUGUACGAAGCUGCGCAGCAACAGCAGCAGCAGCAGCAGCAGCAGCAGCAGCAGCAGCAGCAGCAGCAGCAGCAGCAGCAGCAGCAGCAGCAGCAGCAGCAGCAGCAACAGCAGCAACAACUGCAGUUGCAGCAACAACAGGCCCAAAUAAUGCAAUCGCAAAUGUUCGCAGCAGCUACGCCUCUUAGCGCAGAGGCGGGGAACGCGCCGCCGCCUGUCCUUGGUAUCCCUGUUCACGGCUAUAAUAUUUUCUCCUUGGUCAAACCGCUCGAGAGCACGUUACGUGCGCCGUCCGCGAGCUUGCCGCAAACUUCCGUUCUGAAACCCGCGGUGUCCGUCGCCAACGGCGCAACUGAAGGCGCCGCUAACGAUGCCGGUUUGUUACAGGUUCAAGAGCAGCAGGGCAGUAGCGGCGCUAUGAAACCUUUCGCGAUGGCGGCUGAGAACGGGGCAGAGAACGGCGGAAAGGAUGGUGAUGCUGCUUCUCCCGGCACUGCGGAUCGAUCGUCGCUUACGUCUGAAGUCUCCCCCUCGCCAGAUGCGAUCCCAGCCAUCGAUUGGAUGCUUGGGCAGAUGAAACGUUCGCUGGGUCAGCCGAAAAAAGAGUCUGGUGCUGCUUCGAGCGUGGUGGCGGAGCACGGGGAUGAAACCCCUGCUGCAGGGGGCAGUGGUUCCGCGGGUAGUGGCUCCGCUUCUGCUUGGCUGCCCGUUCCCCGGUCGCACAGAUCUGCCCCUCCCCCCGAAGUUGUCAACGCAGCCGCAAAGCUUUUGGCGGGAACUGGGACGCUGCUCGACCGGAAUGAAACCAAGGGCCUUGGAAAUUCCGGCAAGUCUAAAGCAUCCGCAUUAGGGUUCGGUUCAGUAGCAGCGUUUCCGAUGAAGGGUGUUCCAUUGAAUGCAUUUGAGGCUGCUAAUGGGGCAGACAAUGGAGUGGAUGCAGCAGGUGGAGAGAUGGAUGAAAUCAAGAAGCAAAGAGGAGCUCCUAAGGUUGAUCUUACGCUCAAGCUCUGA
Molecule: messenger RNA, 1590 nt
Organism: Closterium sp. Naga37s-1
Lineage: Eukaryota; Viridiplantae; Streptophyta; Zygnematophyceae; Desmidiales; Closteriaceae
Source: the annotation of a GenBank genome assembly